CGAGAGGGCGAUGAUGAGAUGGAGAGUCCGACAGAGAACCAGGAGACAAAACYGAGCGAAGCAGAGGCAGGCGCUCAGCAAAGGGGGAAAACAGAGAAGGGCUGGGAGACUUUUUUUUUCUUCUUCUUUUUCGGAGUCCCGUUAUUAUUGGUAAAGCUGAGCUGGAGUCAGAGCGAGAGAGAGCGAGAGAGAGAGAGAGGGAACAGAGAGGAGAGAGAGCCGACGAUGACGGCGGUCGUCCUUCUCCGACUCAGUUUUGUGACCGACUGACGGACAGCACAGCAGCCGAAGAGGAAACUUAAGAUAAUCAAACCGAGAUCCGACACCUGAAGCUUGUUCCAGACUGAUUGAACAGAAAAAUAGGAUGAAGCAAAGCCACCUGGGAAAAAUCUAUGGACUAUGAGGCUCAGCCGCUGCUUUCAACUAAAACGUUCCACUGGGGAUUUGAAGUUGAAAAUAACAUCAGGGUGUUCGAGUCUCCGCGGGAACCUGAAUGAGACGCUUCACGAGGGAGGAGACGGGGAGAGAGAAGAACAACAGCUCGCGGAGGCUUUGUGAGAUAGACGGUGAUAUCGGACCACAUUGACGAAAGAGGAAGAAGUGAUUGACACCUGCCCUCCAGCUCGGCGUGAAGGGCAAAGGAAGGGAGAGCGAGGGGAGGGGGGGAUGAGGUGAAAACAGAAGAGAAUGAAGACGGUCAGAAAACAAGAGCUGCCUUAUUCCAUCCCCCGUGAGCAAUAGAACAACAAGACAAGAUGAUUUCAAGGAAUCUUCUCCUGUUGGUAUUCUUGUCCCUUUGGGAGGUUUUUUUGGGAGGAGCCUCGGUGAGCAAGGUGGUACGCAGGAGAGGGGCGGCCGGGUCACACAUAGCGAGGCGAGGGGAGAGCAAACCUGCAGACCAAUGGGACGACGGCGAGGAUUCAAACGCGAUGCCCAUGGUCACUUUGAGGAACCUGAUAAGUCGCGAGCAGCUGAGCGACUCCAGGUUCCCUCACGCCAAAAUGGUUUUGAGCAACAAAGAGAGGCAAUCCAUCAAGCCCAAGCGCGAGGUCGACUCCGUCAGUAGAAACGACGGGAUGGCGGCUGUGUUGUCCAGCAGCAAGGCGUCAAACCUGGAGGCGAGGAAAGUUAAAAACGGCACGAGAAGCGCAGAGACUUCCAACACGAUGCGGUCGGAGAAAUCCUUCGUCCAUCACAAGGCGGAAAUGCAUUCCAAUAAAACCAGGGCCAAAUCCGGCUCCAGGUCCAGGAGCAGGCCCGAUUUAAGCGCCCACACCACAGGUAUGCCCGGGAAAGGGUUCAGCGUCGAUUCAAGCAGAAAGCUCAACCUCACCGGGAGUUACGGCGUGCUUAAGCUGCUGUCGAAAGAGAACUUAGUCAGGAUUGUCAACUCCCAAAUGCAGAAAGUUCCCGGCCUCGGCUUUCCAAGCAAGGGCAGCCGGAGCAGGAAGAGAGACUUGAUUGACGUUAAUCACGAGCAAUUAGAGACUCAGAAGGAGCAGAGACAAGAUAUGGCUGCCAUUCAGCCUCAUGCUGGAUUCGAUAAUCAGACCGCAUUUCCAUAUGCGAGCACGGUUACCAGUCCAGAUCUCUAUCCCCGCCAGAACGCUGCUACUCAUAUUAAUCUGCCGAGCGACGCCAAGCCGGCUUUAAGCAAAGGGCAAGACAGCUUGGGAGCACCGAGCCCCGACGGCGGUGAUAACAAGAGCAAACACCUUGCUCGUUCCCUGUCGACACCUCACAGUGCGGCCGGCCUCGGCCCCGAGAAAGAGGCGAUAAUCAGCCAAACGGAGCCGCCGUUUGCAUCGACGAAGCGUCUCCCUGUGUAUGUUCUCCCAGAAACAAACAAUUCUCCUCCGUCUGUGCUGACGAUGCAGCCCCUGGGAGCAAGAGAAGGGAGCAGAGCAGCAGAUUCCCGCAGAGACCCAUUAACGGAGUCGGCUCGCACCGCUAGAACCGAUCCCGGCACGGCGAAGUUCCUCACAGAUGAAGACCACAAACUUGUCAACAGCAGCCAUGUCCUGAGGCUCCAGCCCGCUCCCAAGUGGAGCCGCAGCGCAAAAGAAGCCGAAGUCCAAGCCGCUGACCCGGUAAAUGGAAAUGGCCUCGUGUUCGAAGAGGCGUCGGAGUCGGACGCGGAGCGGGGGGCGCAGCGGCCUUUGGAGGGGAGGCGGUCACGCUCUCGCAGCAGGAGGAGCUGGAUCUGGAACCAGUUCUUUGUGAUUGAAGAAUACGCCGGCCCAGAACCUGUGCUCAUUGGACGGCUCCACACCGACAUGGACAGGAAUGAUGGCCGCACCAAGUAUAUCCUGCGAGGUGAGGGGGCGGGCUCGGUGUUCGUGAUCGACGAGAAAACGGGUAACAUUCAUGUCACCAAGCCCCUGGACCGGGAAGAGAAGGAUGAGUACCGUCUCAUCGCCACGGCCACCGACAGGCAGACCGAACGUCCCCUGGAGCCGUCGUCACAGUUCAUAAUUCGGGUGCAGGACAUCAAUGACAACCCUCCCAUCUUUGAUGAAGGCCCCUACAGCGCCAUGGUGCCUGAGAUGGCAAAUAUAGGCACGUCCAUAAUCCAGGUGACAGCGACAGAUGCUGAUGACCCGACGUACGGGAACAGCGCCAAGCUCGUGUACACACUGGUGCAGGGCCAGCAGUACUUCUCCGUCGAUCCCCAGACAGGGAUUUUACGCACAGCGGUCCCUGAUAUGGACAGGGAGACCCAGGACCAGUACCUCGUGGUCCUCCAGGCCAAAGACAUGGGGGGCCACCUGGGCGGAUUAUCCGGGACCACCACCGUCACUGUGAAGCUCACGGACGUCAAUGACAACCCUCCCCGUUUCACCCAGAGCAUGUGGUCCUUCUCCGUUUCCGAGCUCGCCAUCCCCGGCGCCGAGAUCGGGCGCAUCUCCGCGACCGACGCCGACCUCGGCGAGAACGCCAAGCUGGAGUACACCAUCCUGGAGGGCGAGACGGGGGAGACCUUCAACAUCACGGCCGUGAGCCAGGAGGCGGUCAUCACCCUCAACAAGCCUGUAGACUAUGAGAGCCGGAGUUCCUAUUCCUUCUCAGUGGAGGUCCUCAACCCCAUAGUGGAUCCUCGUUUCCUACGCCGCGGCCCCUUCAAAGACAGAGCUUCAAUCAGAGUGGCUGUGCUAGACGCCGAUGAGCCCCCGAGGUUCUCCCGAUCCAAAUACCACAUGGACGUGUCUGAGAACUGCCCCCCAGCCUGCACCGUGGGCCGGGUCAGCGCCGUGGACCCCGAUACGGGUCUGACUAAUAAUAUCAGAUUCUCAAUAGACCCCCAGUCGGAUCCGGAGGCCCUGUUUCGUAUCAGCCCAGAGACCGGCCUCAUCACCACAGCGAUGGAGCUGGACCGCGAGCGGGAGCACUGGCACAACAUCACUGUCAUCGCCACCCAGAGAGACAAUCCCAGCCAGGUGUCCAGAGUUGUGGUCGGAAUAGAGACGUUAGAUCUCAAUGACAACGCUCCCGAGCUCGACAGGCAGUACUCCACGGCCUUGUGCGACUCGUCCAACGCUGGCCAGGUGGUGCAGGUGUUGCGGGCGAUUGAUAGAGAUGAGGGAGGGAACGACAGCACCGUGUAUUUCAGCAUCCCUCCAGAAUCCGGUGUUGCCCUCAACUUCAGCGUCAGAGACAGUGGUGGCCCCACAGCCAGCCUGGUGCUGCUGUCCCAGCUCCAGCCGUUGUCCCGCUCCCCAUCCUCCACCUUGACGCUAUACGUCCCACUCGUCCUCAGGGACGGGACGUCGGGCCUCACCAGCACGGGGACGGUCACUGUAUCUGUCUGCCCCUGCCUGAGGGGGGGAGCCCGCGCCGAGGAGAAGGACAAGCAGAUGGAGGGAGAUUCAGACUGGGAGAGAGAGGCAGUGUGUCUGCCUCAGCAGUCCAUGCUGCCCUCCCCGGGGCUCAGCACUGCCGCCCUGCUGGCUAUCCUGGCUUGCGUUGCUACACUACUGGCAGUGAGCGCCCUGUCGCUGUCGCUGCGCCGUCAGAAGAGGGACUCCCUGUCGCCGCUGGAAGAGGACGACGUGCGCGAGAACAUCAUAACCUACGACGACGAGGGCGGCGGCGAGGCCGACACGGCAGCCUUUGAUAUCGCCGCGCUCCAGAGCGCGCCGCACAGCUCCCGCUCUCGAGGCUAUCGCACGCUCGACAGCAGGAAUGUGCGUUAUACCCAGCAAGGUCAAGACAAAGGUCGCAACUACGCCUGGCCCCAGAAUCCAGGUGUGGACCACGGCUACUCGGCACCAGGAGGACCCCUUUACGGCCGCCUCUGCUACAGCAGCCACACCCUCCCGGUUCUCCGCCGUACACCAGGUGGAGCCUUCGACCCGAGCCUGGCAGAGCUGGCGUACCGCAUUCCCGGAGCCCAGCCGGACCACUCCCUGGUCAUCCAGAACCAAGGCGCCAUGGUCGGGCCGAUGGAGUCGGGGGCGGUGUACGUAGCGCCCACGGACCUCAGCACAGGGAGCCGAACGGGCAGUCGCACCGGCAGCCGCGACGGGACAGCGCCGCAAAGCGGAGUGAGCACGUCGGACGGAGGGACUCCGAGGACCAGCGACAGCCAGGAGAGAGGAGGCGGGACGGGACCGGGAAGCAGCUGCAUGGACGGAAGUAACGAGGACAAAAGCAAUCACAAUCAGGAUCUGGACUGGGUGCAGUCAGAGACGUUGCCCAGGGAGCACAGCCUCGUUAUGACCCGCUCCGGCUCUUUGAUGGGUCAGGGUCACGCCGUCGGAGGCUGGGUUUGCGAUUCGGCGACCCUCCCCAUGGCCGGGCGCAGGCCCUCCCGCUCCGGCCCGUCCCCGAAGCGCACCGGUCCCGGCCUGCCCGAACACGACCCCAGCGGGGAGGGAGGAGGAAGCGAAGGGGGAGGAGUAGGGGAGCGGGGUCGAGGAGUCGGGAACGGGAAUGCUUCCAGAGAUGGACAAUCAGUCGGCGGACGCAACUACGUCACUGUCCUCCAGGGGGAGGUGCCUGGAAAGAGGGACUACACCAGCAGCCUGGGGAGAGGGGGACUGGAAAUGGGAAGCAACUUUGUGGUGGCGAGACAGGACAGGGAGAACGGAGGGAUCCCGCUGACCGGAACGCCGUCUGUCUUCUCAGAGGCAGCUGGAUUUAUCGGGGACUGGCGAGAGCAGAUGGGUUUAGGGGGGUACGUUUUGGGCAGGAGGGACAUGAGCCCCCAGCUUUUACCGUUCCCGGGGCAGCCGAGGGGAACGCUAGGCGGAGUGAUGGGCUAUGGGCCUAGCUGGGUUCCUGGGAUGGAGGCAACGAGAGGGCCACAGGGGCCCGGCGGUCCCUCCUUGGCACUCAGGGUGGGUGAGUUCCUACGCCUGCGUCUCGCCCAGGUCACUUUCGACCCGUCUCAGCCGCCGUACGACUCUGUGCAGGUGUACGGCCUGGAGGGGACAGGAUCCAGAGCCGGGUCCCUCAGCUCACUGGAGAGCGACGGCGAGAAGGAGGAUUGGGGCGUGGGGCUCGAAGACUGGGGCCCUCAGUUCCAGAAACUAGCACAGCUUUUUAAAAACAGAGAGAAAGCUAGAGAAGAUCAAGAAAAAGUUGAAGAUGUUGUCAAAAAAGAGAGAGAGCAGAAGGAAGAGUCUGACAAAACAGAGAAGAGGGAGGUGGAGGAAGCAAGAGAUGAAGGGAAAGACUGAAAAAAAACGGGAAAUCAGUGAGGGCAAAGGAGGCAGUAAGGAAGGGUAGGUGAUGAAAAGGCAACUAGAGGUAGAAUAAUGUGAAGAGAAGUUAAAGGAGAGAAAGAUGAAGAGGCAAAGUAAUAAAAAGAGACAGAGAAAAAUGAGCCACGGGAGGAUGGAGAAUGUGAGGGCAGGAGAGGGAGUGAUUGAUGUAAUUUAAAGCAAUAAGUGUUGAAACUCUGAUAUGGUUGAGCACAGAUACUGAGACAAUGCGGAGGCUGCAUGGGCUCGGGGCAGCAACAAUUUGUUAAACGCUCUGGACAAAGAAAAACAACCCAAACAUCCCAGACUCGAUUUAAUUCAGCCUGCACGUAUGGAAUGAGAAUUAGCAGGAAAACAAGGAGAAAGAAAGAUGCUACUUGUGUGUGUGUGUGUGUGUGUGUGUUUGCGUGAGAGAGAAAGUCUGGCUAUGUAGGAACAAGUGCAUUAUUCAGACACACCAGUCUUCGUGAGCUUAAGUGUGAAGAAUUAAAUAAAGAUAAAAAAGAGAGAGAUGAGGAGUAGAAAUCAAAAUACCCAGGGACAAUUUAAAGAGAAGAAAAAGAAGUAGUGCUGCACAGGCGACGUUGUUGGUAUUUGGAACGAUGCGCAGACGGAGUCGGAAAGUGGAAAAACACACAAAAUGGCUGGAAGGGUUUCUGGGACGAAGAGGGACCGGGAUGGCGGGAAUGUAUAGCGUCAGAAAUGAUCUCACAAGUGAAGCGAUUGUACAGCGAACUAUUACUUUUUAUUCCUUCUGCCGGGGCAGAAAAGUGAAUAAUUCAGCUUGCUUCUCCAUUCCAAAUGAAAAUGAUGAAUCAUUUAAGUCCCGCCAAAAGAUUCCAAACCUCCUCUGAGCCCCACGAGUAAAACAGACAUUGUGAAAAAUUUAAGCCGUUUAGGGAUGUUGUCUCCCACCGCCGCCCCGCCUCACGCCCCCAACCUUUUGUAGUCGAGGGUUGAUAUGUUUACAGAGAUUUUACACGCUGACACGUCCCAACAAAACGGACUGAAUACAGUAAAGCAUUGAUUGUACUACAGCAAGGUGGUCCACAGUACCUUCAAAAGUAUUUUUUUCUCUCUUGAAUUUUUUACAUUUUGUCACACGGCAACCUUGUAACCCAAGAAAACUUUAAGAUACGGCAACACAAACUAGUGCGUACCGACGAAGUGGAAGGAUUUAAAAUGUUUUCCAUGCUCCCAUUAACUCUGACAAGCUUGCUGGGAGAAGCAUCUCCACAGCAUGAUGCAGCCACUACCAUGUUCAACAGUAGGAAUGGUGCAAAUUCUGUAGUGGUUUUAUUUAAUUAAUACAGUGUGUGUUUGCUUACUUGUGUGUAAGCCUACUGAUAUUAAAUUUGACAUCGACUAUAUGUGGCUUAUGAAGUCAAUCCACUUGAUUUUAUUUAGGGGUGUCCAGUUAUAGGGGUUGAAUAAACUGAAGCCAAAUUGUUCUGAUUUUUAAUUGUAAAAAGAAAUAAAAUAAACAAAGAAAAAUCCCCAUUCUUUCAGCUUUACAACUAUGCACUACUGUGUCUGUUUUUCUUUUUACUUUACCGAUUCGUUCAGGCGAAACAAACAUUGCAGACUCGUGAACAGAAGUAUUGACCUGCAAAAUAAUUAAUUAGACAUGAGAACAAAAAACACAAAGAACAAAAAAAGGGUACAAAUUUAAAUGGAUACAUUCAGGACAAAGACAAAACACAGAAUAUAACCAAGUGGCGUCACAACAAAGUCAUUUAAGUCCCACUAAAAUAAUUACCUAAGUCUAUUUUGCUUUUCAAAAGUGAUUGUUUUGCAAAGAAAAAUCAACACCUGUUUAAUGCCAAAAGAUGAUGUAGGCAAAAAAAAAAAAAAAAAACUCAGGCCAUCAUUUUAUCAUUUACCAUAAAAUCGCUGAGGUUUGUGGUUGCGAUUUGACAAAAUGUGGAAAAAGUUCAAGGGUUAGAAAUACUUUUUCAAAGCACUGUACAAGUAUUCAACUCACAUUUUAGAAUGUUAGACAUUCACUUACAGAACAGUUUCACCUGUGAAGUCUGCCGUUUUCUGUUUUCCUUUCUAUUUUCUGUGUACCUCUAAAGCCGCCCUACAUGGUCUCACUGUACGCACCUGGAGGACUCGGUAUGCAUGACUUCUGACCACAACAAGUGGGGGAGGGGUAAUCAGUGCCGAUCACUUCCUUCUUUGAACACUUGUACUGCCUAAAUGAAAAACUUUCCACAAGCCUCUUAGUUAAACAGUAGGGGUGCGUCAGCACAGAGACUCCCGCCGUAGGCCGUCGUGUCGUCAUCAAAGGUCAUGAUGCAAAUGAGUUUGAGUUUUCAGCUGGAAUGCACUUUUCUACUGUACGAUGUUCAGCAACAGAUCAUGAACAAAGUUCAAAGAUAACACUUGUUUUAUAAGAUGUCGAUUAAAAAUAUAUACGUUGUUUGACUGUAUGUAAGAUCAUUUUAAAUGUAAAUACCACUGAAUAAUACUGCUGAAAGAGACUAUGAGAUU
Molecule: messenger RNA, 8201 nt
Organism: Poecilia reticulata (guppy)
Lineage: Eukaryota; Metazoa; Chordata; Actinopteri; Cyprinodontiformes; Poeciliidae
Gene: cdh24b
Product: cadherin 24, type 2b
Biological process (GO): homophilic cell-cell adhesion; cell-cell junction assembly; cell migration
Cellular component (GO): plasma membrane; adherens junction; catenin complex
Molecular function (GO): calcium ion binding; beta-catenin binding; cadherin binding
Source: RefSeq, a predicted model, not a curated record